CAAGUAUAAAAGGCAGAAGGGCAGCGAAAGAGGAUUCAGUCCUUUUAUUUGAGCCUCGUCCACCACGAUCAUGAGGAUCCAGGUUGCGAUCCUUGUGUUAUGCUUGCUGGCCUGUGGGCUGGCGGACAAGUUGCCGUCCUAUGAGGGCGCCUCUCAGGUAGUAUCUCGAACUGUUAGUGUUAAAUCGCCUGAGAGGAAAUCGAACGUCAUAUCCCAUUUCACCCCCGUUGAUCAUCGGUACGAAGCCACUGGAAGUGUUCACAUCAGCCGGGGCCCAUCAGAGCCUCGGAAGCUCCCUGUCCUCCCUGCCACACCCACACCUGUACUCAUCACUGCAGCUGAGUCAAGACCAUUUGCUGCUGCAAAGAAUUCUGCUUCUCAGCUAGCACUGACGCGCACCGUCUCCGUCAGGUCACCUGAAAGAGUUUCAAAUGUCAUCUCACACUUCUUGCCUGCUGAUCACAAGUACGAAGCUACUGGAUCCGUCACUAUCAGCAAGGGUUCCGGAGGUGCUGGAAGCGCUGGAGGCGCUGGAAGAGCGAUUUUCUCAGGUCCUCCAAGAACCUCUAAUGUUUUGGCUGCAGCUUCCCCGGCUCCAGAUGUACGUCCUCAAGUCCAGCGUGCGUCAGCUGCCGCGUCUUCUGGAUCCAAUUUAGCUCUAACUCGCACCGUCUCGGUCAAGUCUCCCGAGAGAAUCUCCAGUGUUAUAUCUCACUUCACUCCUGCAGAGCACAGGUAUGAGGCCACUGGUUCUGUCACCAUCGUCAGGGGAUCAGAGGGCGCUGGCGCUGGCAGGGCCGUAGGUAGUGGUCUGAGACAACCACAAGCACUUUUCGUAGCCAAACCAGCUGCUCCAGUACCUGUUAGAGCUGCUCCUGCACCUGUCAGAGCUGCUCCUGCACCUGUUCCAGUUCGAUUUGCUACUCCAGUUCCAAGUGGUCCAGCUCUUGGAGCUGCUGCAUCCUCUGGGUCAAAACUGGCUCUCACUCGCACUGUUUCCGUUAAGUCUCCCGAGAGAGUCUCCAGUGUUAUAUCUCACUUCACUCCUGCAGAACACAAGUAUGAGGCCACUGGAUCUGUCACCAUCGUCAGGGGAUCAGAGGGCGCUGGCAGGGCCGUAGGUAGCGGUCUAAGACAAUCUCAGGCACAGUUCGCAGCCAAACCAGCUGCUCCUGCACCUGUUAGAUCUGCUCCUGCACCUGUUAGAGCUGCUCCUGCACCUGUUAGAGCCGCUCCUGCACCUGCUCCAGUACGAUUUGUGGCUCCAGCUAAAGCUUCACCUGGUCCAGCUCUUGGAGCAGCUUCCGCCUCUGGGUCAAAACUGGCUCUCACUCGCACUGUUUCCGUUAAGUCUCCCGAGAGAGUCUCCAGUGUUAUAUCUCACUUCACUCCUGCAGAACACAAGUAUGAGGCCACUGGAUCUGUCACCAUCGUCAGGGGAUCAGAGGGCGCUGGCAGGGCCGUAGGUAGCGGUCUAAGACAAUCUCAGGCACAGUUCGCAGCCAAACCAGCUGCUCCUGCACCUGUUAGAUCUGCUCCUGCACCUGUUAGAGCUGCUCCUGCACCUGUUAGAGCCGCUCCUGCACCUACUCCAGUACGAUUUGUGGCUCCAGCUAAAGCUUCACCUGGUCCAGCUCUUGGAGCAGCUUCCGCCUCUGGGUCAAAACUGGCUCUCACUCGCACUGUUUCCGUUAAGUCUCCCGAGAGAGUCUCCAGUGUUAUAUCUCACUUCACUCCUGCAGAACACAAGUAUGAGGCCACUGGAUCUGUCACCAUCGUCAGGGGAUCAGAGGGCGCUGGCAGGGCCGUAGGUAGCGGUCUAAGACAAUCUCAGGCACAGUUUGUAGCCAAACCAGCUGCUCCUGCACCUGUUAGACCUGCUCUUGCACCUGUUAGAGCUGCUCCUGCACCUGUCAGAACCGCUCCUGCACCUGCUCCAGCAGCUCCUGCUCCAGUACAAUUUGUGGCUCCAGCUAAAGCUUCACUUGGUCCAGCUCUUGGAGCAGCUUCCGCCUCUGGGUCAAAACUGGCUCUCACUCGCACUGUUUCCGUUAAGUCUCCCGAGAGAGUCUCCAGUGUUAUAUCUCACUUCACUCCUGCAGAACACAAGUAUGAGGCCACUGGAUCUGUCACCAUCGUCAGGGGAUCAGAGGGCGCUGGCAGGGCCGUAGGUAGCGGUCUAAGACAAUCUCAGGCACAGUUUGUAGCCAAACCAGCUGCUCCUGCACCUGUUAGACCUGCUCUUGCACCUGUCAGAGCUGCUCCUGCACCUGUCAGAACCGCUCCUGCACCUGCUCCAGUACAAUUUGUGGCUCCAGCUAAAGCUUCACCUGGUCCAGCUCUUGGAGCAGCUUCCGCCUCUGGGUCAAAACUGGCUCUCACUCGCACUGUUUCCGUUAAGUCUCCCGAGAGAGUCUCCAGUGUUGUAUCUCACUUCACUCCUGCAGAACACAAGUAUGAGGCCACUGGAUCUGUCACUAUUUCUAGGGGAUCAGGUGGUGCUAUUGCUAGCGGCAGCAGACAAGCUUCGUCCAGUGUCUUUAGACAAACGUCGGCCAGUGCUGGCGGACAGGCAUCUUCGGCUGCAUCUGCAUUCAGCACGUCGUCGGCAGCAUCUCAGGCCGCAGUAGCAGCGGCGGCAUCUCGACGUGCUGAAACAGCAUCAGCCUCAUAUCAAAGUUCUCUAUCAGCUGCAGCAGCAGCAGAAUCACGACGUGCUGAAGCAGCAGCAGCAGAAUCACGACGUGCUGAAGCAGCAGCAGCAGCUCAACGUGCUGAAGCAGCAGCAGCAGCAUCAAGACGUGCUGAAGCUGCAGCAGCAGCUCAACGUGCUGAAGCAGCAGCAGCAGCAUCAAGACGUGCUGAAGCUGCAGCAGCAGCUCAACGUGCUGAAGCAGCAGCAGCAGCAUCAAGACGCGCUCAAGCAGAAGCAGCAGAAUCUCAACGUGCUCAGGCAAGAGCAGCAGCAGCUCAACGUACCGAAGCAGCAGCAGCAGCAGCAGCAGCAGCAUCAAGACGCGCUCAAGCAGCAUCAGCUUUCUCUCAACGUACUGAAGCAUCAUCAGCUUCGUAUCAGAGCUCUCAGGCAGCAGCAGCAGCAGCAGCAGCAGCAGCAUCUCAACGCUCUCAGGCAGCAUCUUCAUCUUCCACCUCGAGUGCAUCUCAGUCUUUUACCUACCGUCUGGCUGCUCCUUAUGAAGGAGGAAGUUCAGUGUCUUCCGCUGACCUGUUGGCCGAACUGGAAGCAUUCAGAGCAGAUGCAGCAAGAUCAGGUGUCAAAAUCACCCAAGAUGCCCAGACGAGGCAAGCUAACAGCGGCAGCGGCUCAGACCCCUACAGCUUCAGCGUGAGAGUCGAGGACCACGAAAACACAAAUUACCAGAGCCGUGAUGAGUGGGUAGGGGCCGAUGGUAUUACCUACGGCUGGUACUCUUUGCUAAGCGCUGAUGGAUACUUUUACAACUACUCCUACACUGCUCACCCUGUUAAAGGCUACCAGGUGAAGGUGACGCGCCAAGACUCCGGCAUCGCCAUGAAGCCCGUUCAUGCUGACAUCUUCGCCCCAGCCACUGUCUUCUCCAACCAGGGCAUCACCAGGUUCGCAGACUUCGCCGUAUCCGGAGUCAACAACGAUUACGAAUCCGAAGAAAACAUGAGCUACGAGGAGAGCGCAUCGACCACCUUCGCUAAAUCAUUGGCAGAGUCUCUCAAGACCACCAGAUCACAAUCUUCCUCAACGGUGCCUGCAGUGUCUCUUGGACCCGCCAGUCAUUUGUGCGGCUUCAGGAUCGUUCGCGAGUAUGGGUCACCCGGCUCGCGAACCCUUCCAAUACCGUCUGGCUCAAUUCUGUGUGGCUACUCCGCUGGGUCGGAAAGACAAGGUUCCGCUUUAUCUGGACUAUUUUCUGGGGCAGCAGCCGGCCGCUACGGAGCUGGAAGUUCUUCAGGAUCAUCUCAAACGUUCUCCUCUGGAUCUUCAGGAGCUUCUAGCUCAUCAGCCAGGUUCUCUGGAGCAGCAGCAGCAGCUGGAGCUGCAAGUUCCUUUGGCUCUUCCUCUAGCAGGUUUGAAGGAUCUGCAGGAGCCUCUAGUUCCUCAGUAAGCAGGCUCUCUGCCUCUGCAGCCUCCGCUAGAUCUACAUCAUCAUCAUCAUCAUCUGGUGCUUCCUCCAGCAGACUUGAAGGAUCUGCAGGAGCUUCCAGUUCAUCAGCUAGUAAGCUGUCUGGAUCUGCAGCUUUCGGUGGGUCUUCAGCUUUCAGUGGGUCUUCAGGUUCCUCUGGUUCUUCCUUCAGCAGCUUCGGAACAUCAGCAGCAGCAAGUAGCGGCUCAGGAACUUCAUCAGGAUUCUCAAGUCAGACUUCAAGUAAAAAAUCUAGUUUAUCUUCUGCAGCAAGCAAGAAAGCAUCGAGCAGUUUCUCCUCCAGUGGAGGAUCUCAAUUGUCUAGCUUAUCCUCCAGGGGAGUGUCUGCUGGGUCUGCCAGCAGAGGGCAACUAGCCAGCAGCAGCAGCAGCUUCUCUGCGGCAGGUUCUGCAAAGGGAGGAUUUGCUUUUGGCGGUCUGUCCUCAGGAUCUGCAUCAUCUGGCGGGUCAAAGCUAGCACUUUCUCGCACCGUCUCCGUUAAAACUCCAGAAAGAGUCUCCAAUGUUAUCUCUCAUUUCUUACCCGCUGACCACAGGUAUGAGGCCACUGGAUCUGUCGUCAUCAACAGGGCUGAAGAAAGACAGACUCGCACCUUCCAGAUCCCUGCUCCUGCUGCUCCAGCGCCCGUGGUUCUCUCAACUCCUCAGCUGGCUCUCAAACGCAUCGUCUCCGUGAAAUCUCCCGAGAGAGUUUCCAGUGUCAUCUCUCACUUCCUGCCCGCUGACCACAAGUAUGAGGCUACUGGAUCCGUCGUCAUCAACAGGGCCUCAACAGGCCAGGCAUCUUCAGCAGGUCGAGGAUUCUCUGGAGCUUCUGGGGCACAAAGAGCUCAGGUUUCUCCUCCUCAGCCCCGCCGCACCCCAGUUCAAGAAUACGCUGCUCCCCCCCGCUCCGCCCCUCGAGCCUCUCCUUCUCAGCUAGCUCUCACCCGCACCGUCUCCGUCAAGUCUCCUCAGAGAGUCUCCAGCGUGAUCUCUCACUUCACUCCUGCAGAACACAAGUAUGAAGCCACUGGAUCUGUCACCAUUAACAGAGCCUCUGCAUAAGUUUAUAUACGUAAAUCAGGCGAAAGCCACAUGCAUCCAGUAUAUUUCCCAAACCCAAGCUGAAAAAAUACAUUCCAUAAUUUAUAUGUAAAUAAUUUUCAGGGAAGCUCACCAUUAUUUAAUGGAAAGGAUGAUUUUCAACUUCAUGGCCUGUAAGUUAAACAUUAGAAAUAACUGAGUUAAUUGCGUCGCACGGCCCCAUGUGGUAAAACUUCUCACCCGACGCAGCAAUCAACCUCGUUCCCCAUUCACUUAUUCCCUCAUCUGCCAUCUUAAGUAGCCUCAGCGGAAGACCAAAUAAACACAAUGAAUUCGGUGGUGUUGACUUUUCAGUUAUUUGUGUAUUGUUCCAAUCAUGUUACUCUGCCUUAUUCCACAUUCUCUUCUCGCUUUCCUCUCAACGAUUACCUGUUAACACAACAUUUGUUCUCACCACUUCGUUAACUUCAGGAAAACUGUUAAACACUAGCUACUAACACAGACUGUUAACACAUUUCAACACGCUCACUAGAACACAGAUAAAUGGCCGACCGUGACUACGCUAACUCAAUAAUUAUUUAUUAUCGACAUCUGUGCUGGGGAUAUAUAAUUAUUUAUUAUCAGCUCUUCUCCCUCAUGUAACGAAAGAAAGUUGUAUAAAAACAGAUUAUCAGAAACUCAAUGUUUUUCAUUCCUCGUCUUCCCUUCAACCGAACCAAAAUCUUGUCCUCAGAAUGCGAGAAAGAAACUAGGCUAGUUGUGCUCACAAAAGCUAGUAGUCCCCGUUUACAUAGCUGGUGGUUUUCAAUUAAAAACGCUAGUUGUCUCCAUUUAAAAAGCUAGUGGUCUCUACUUAAAAACGCUAGUGGUUUCCACUUAAAAACGCUAGUGGUUUCCACUUAAAAACGCUAGUGGUUUCCACUUAAAAAAAGCCAGUGGUCCCCAAUUGAUAUAAUUAGUGAUCCCCACUUGACAUAGUUAAUAGUCCCCAUCUAUUAUAGCUAGUGGUCCCCACUUGAUAUAGCUAGUGAUCCCCACUUGAUAUAGCUAGUGGUCCCUACCUGAUAUAGCUAGUGGUCCCCACUUGAAAUAGUUAAUGGUCCCCACUUGAUAUAGCUAGUGGUCCCCGCUUGAUAUAGCCAGUGGUCCGCACUUGAUAUUGUUAAUGGUCCCCACUUGAUAUAGCUAGUGGUCCCCGCUUGAUAUAGCUAGUGGCCCCCACUUGAUAUAGCUAGUGGUCCCCACUUGAUAUAGCUAGUGGUCUCCAUUUGAUAUAGCUAGUGUCAUAUACACUGAAAGAUACCUUUCGGUGUUUAUUCUUUGGAAUCAAAUCCCCUUUCAAACUACUCAAUUGGUGCUGGAACCUACAAUGACCUCUUUAAUAAGAAUGCGAUGAAAGUAGCCGGUCAGAGCACCAAGUCUACGACUUCCGAAGAAUCUCUGAUGUUGCCAGCAGAACGAAGAUGAACGAAGAUGAAGGAAGAUGAAGGAAGAUGAAGGAAGAUGAAGGAAGAUGGAGCAGCACUGAAACGAGCCUCAAACACCAAGGGAAAACUUCCGGAUGUUGUAAUUUAUGUUAAUAAAUUAGGGUAGUGUCGUUUGUUACGGUAGUUUGGCCAGAGUUGAGGGGGAGUUCAUAUUAUUAUAAUCAAGGGGGAAGCGCUAAACCCAUAGGAUUAUACAGUGCCUGGGGGGAUGUGGAAGGCAUUCAGGCUUAAUUCGGGGAACUGGAGCACAGAUCCAAUUCCCUAAAUCAAGAGCCCCUCACCAACAUCAAGGAACCUUCCCUGAGGGAGGGGGGGGGGAGUUCACAGCUUGACUCGCUACCUAGAUAACUUGGUAAAUAAAUGGUUCAGAGAACCGAAAGGUUGAUAAAUUAGACAUAUGUACAACACCUGGGUAUGUUUAUUGAGGAAACGUUUCGCCACACAGUGGCUUCAUCAGUCCUAUACAAAGAAGAAUGGUGAAGAUUUCGAUUUGUUGCACACGAGUCAGCCUCACUCCAGCAAAGAUGCUUCCUGUGAUCGUAUUUGCUUUUCUGCAACAUUGCAAGCUCCUAAUGAUAUGUUGAGUGCAACGUGAGAGG
Messenger RNA from Cherax quadricarinatus, 7250 nucleotides. RefSeq names its product pneumococcal serine-rich repeat protein-like. Lineage: Eukaryota; Metazoa; Arthropoda; Malacostraca; Decapoda; Parastacidae. The record is from RefSeq and is a predicted model, not a curated record.